UGGUAAGAUUAUUAGAAUAUCUGAAUAUAGGUUAUUGUGAUACUAUAUAAUAUCUUCCUAUGUGUUCUGACUGCCGACUUACAGUAUAUUCUCACAACUCAACCUGACUUGAGAUAGAUACCGUACCUGUUGACAUUCAACCAUGUCUCGGCCUCGCAUUGGUGCUGGAAUCCACCCGAUUCCUGCUACGAGGGAUUUAAACCAGACCCCAACCCCACAGAAUCCUCAUCCCACGGAUAUGCUAACGGAUAUACGCUUGCAAAGAUCGAGUCCGUCUAUUGUACGACGACAUUCAAAAUCUUCAAUUACAAGAGUGGAUGGGGGAUUUAUUCUCGGACCUGGUCGGCCACCAAUUGCAGGAAGAAAAAAUGAUGAACAAGUAAAGCCUAAGAUUGAAACAACAUUUGGACCAGCAUAUUCGGCAGUAACAACAAUAACAACAGAUGAAGGAAAUAAAGUGCAAUAUCAGCAUAAAAGAACGUCAUCAAUGUCAAGCCACAGAUCCCAGAAUGAUUCUGAAGAUCUUCGAAGUACAAGCCAUCAUGGCAGUCUACCACGUAGUCAUCAUAGCGAAUCCGCAUUCUCAAGGCCGUCUCGUACUGGGUCUGCAUUGUCUUCCACGUCUACCCUGUCAGGGACUUCCUACAGGUCACCAGCGUCGGAUGAAGAGAUGCCUCUUGUAUUUGCUGAACCUCCUCCUUCACAACUUCUUUGCAAAAUAUGCAAUCGUGUUUAUAAAGUUCCGAUCAUCAUGUCAUGCGGACAUUCCUUCUGUAAAACAUGCACAAUGACUUUGGAACAUUGUCCUGUGGAUGGAAAGGCUAUGACACCGAUAGUGGACAAUCUUGCUGUCUCAGAACAAGUCAAUUCACUAUUCAUUCAUUGUCGAUAUGGUUUGAGACCGACAGCUGACACAUUCGGGGAAUUUGAAAUUGAUUCAAACGGAUGCCCCUUCACUAUCAGAUUCGGUGAAAGAAGGAAACACGAAUCAGAAUGUGAAUAUGCACCGGUAUCCUGUCCUAAUAAUCCAGCAUGUCCGAACAUGUUGAAACGACAUCUAUCAGAGCAUUUAGAAUCUUGCAAACAUAUAAAAUGUCCUAAUCAUAAAUUUGGGUGCCAGUUUAUUGGUGACAAACCGAGCCUGACAACCCAUGAAAGCAUCUGCAAAUUUGAAAUGGUGAAAGAUUUCCUUCAACUUACUGAAGAUAGAAUAACAGAUCUGACUAAUGCAAUGAGACAAAGAGAUGAUGAAAACAGUUUUUUAAGGUCGAUGUUGUCUAAAACAGCAGAUCGAGUUGAUGAGUUAGAAAAAGCAACAGAGAUUAAAUUCGAUGUAUUGACUCAAAACCAGAAUAAAAUAUCAGAAGAACUAAGGCAACUCCGACAAGAUGCUGUGAUUAUUACAAAUGAAUUACAGAACUUGAAUACCAAGUUAAAUAUGGGAGGAAUAGGGUUAUAUGACCCGCAACAAAUUUUCAAAUGCAAAGGAACAUUUGUCGGCCACACCGGCCCUGUCUGGUGUCUGUUUGUUCAUGGAGAUUUGCUGUUCAGUGGUUCGUCUGACAAAAAUAUAAAGGUCUGGGACACUGCAACAAACUACAAAUGUCAAAAAACACUAGAAGGGCACACUGGAAUUGUUCUUGCUAUAACUGCUAAAGGAAGCAAUUUGUAUAGUGGAUCAGCUGAUUGCAAAAUUAAGGUUUGGAACAUCAAUACAUUGGAAGAAGUCAAUUCUAUCGAUGCUCACGAGAAUGCAGUUUGUACUUUGGUUUGUUCGUAUAAUUACCUGUUCAGUGGAUCUUUGAAGAAUAUCAAGGUCUGGAAAGCUGAAGGAACAGAACUCACUCUUCACCGAGAACUAACUGGCUUAAAUCACUGGGUUCGGGCUCUUGUCGCUUCACAGAAUUAUAUCUACAGCGGUAGUUAUCAGACUGUGAUGAUUUGGGAUGUUCGAACACUCGAGUGUGUUCAUGUGCUGGAAACAUCUGGUGGAAGCGUAUAUUCGAUCGCCGUAACCGCUCACCAAAUAUUGUGUGGAACGUAUGAAAAUGUAAUUCAUGUGUGGGAUGUUCGUAACCAUGAACAAGUUGCAACCUUAACAGGGCACGUUGGAACGAUAUAUGCUCUUGCUGUUCUCAGCACACCAGACCAGACUAAAGUGUUCAGCGCUUCUUAUGACAGAUCAUUAAGGGUAUGGAGCAUGGACAAUAUGAUUUGUACUCAAACCUUGAUCCGACACCAAGGUAGCGUGACAUCACUCGCUGUUUCAAGAGGAAGAGUUUUCUCUGGAGCUGUUGAUUCAACAGUCAAAGUAUGGCAGUGAAAACUACAACCAAAUAUCAUGAUGCGCUCGUCGCAAAUCGAUUGUAUCUCGAUGAGACUUGAGUUGAAGUUUAGAGCCAAAUAUGAGAAUGCAGUUACAGCGGAUAGAACUUACAUAUUUAUCACCGGGGAGAAGAAAGCCGAUAAGACAUCUUAAUCAUAUGGCAAAUCACAGCCUCUCGUCCGGUUACCAGUCCAAGUCAGGUUUAGUUAGCCAGUUAUGUGUUU
Styela clava is the source of this 2550-nucleotide messenger RNA. RefSeq names its product E3 ubiquitin-protein ligase TRAF7-like. Gene Ontology annotation, molecular function: protein binding; zinc ion binding. Gene Ontology annotation, biological process: Notch signaling pathway; ribosomal large subunit assembly. Lineage: Eukaryota; Metazoa; Chordata; Ascidiacea; Stolidobranchia; Styelidae. The record is from RefSeq and is a predicted model, not a curated record. Gene Ontology annotation, cellular component: nucleolus.